ACCCAGUAGAAUCAGCUCUGCUUCUUCCCACUGAAUUCUUGGAUUCUCCUUUUAGGUCCUCUCUUCCAUCUGGGUUCUGAGACUUGGUAUUCCUCAACUAUCAAAGAUGAUUGUAGAGCUCAAAGAGAAAUUUGAACUUAGCAUCAAGCAAGGGGAGAUAACACUUGUUCCCCCAGCAGAGGAAACAGAUAAGGGCCUCUACUACCUCUCCAACCUCGACCAAAACAUAGCGGUGAUUGUUCAGACUGUCUACUGCUUCAAGUCAGACGACAAAGGAAAGGAGAGAGUUGCUGAAGUAAUCAAGGAGGCCUUGGCGAAGGUUCUUGUCCAAUACUAUCCACUUGCCGGGCGGCUCACAAUCAGCUCUAAGGGUAAACUUAUAGUAAAUUGCACAGGAGAAGGUGCAGUUUUUGUCGAGGCUACGGCAGAUUGUGAGAUGGAAGACAUCGGAGACAUCACAAAGCCCGACCCCAUGACUCUAGGCAAGCUUGUUUAUAACAUUCCUGGUGCUAAGAACAUACUGGAGAUACCUCCUCUGGUAGCUCAGGUUACUAAUUUCAAGUGUGGAGGAUUCAUCCUUGGACUAGCCAUGAACCACUGCAUGUUUGAUGGUCUUGGGGCCAUGGAAUUUGUGAACUCAUGGGGAGAAACGGCACGGGGCCUGCCGCUAGCCGUGCCACCAUUCACAGACCGGAGAGUUCUCGAGGCCCGGAAUCCUCCUCUUAUCACCUUCCCCCACCAUGAAUUUGCUGAGAUCGAAGAUAUCUCUGAUACCUGCAACCUAUACCAAGAAGAAAUGCUUUACAAAUCCUUCUGCUUUGAACCUGAUAAGCUUGAGCGCCUCAAGAGGAAGGCCAUGGAAGAAGGAGCUCUCAAGAAGUGUACUACUUUCGAAGCACUCUCUGGAUUUGUAUGGAAAGCCCGGACUGGGGCAUUGAAGCUCCAACCUGAUCAGAAGACUAAACUCCUCUUUGCAGUGGAUGGGAGGUCAAGGUUCAACCCUCCCCUCCCAAAGGGCUACUUUGGCAAUGGCAUUGUGCUUACCAACUCUCUUUGUAGUGCGGGGGAGCUCAUGGAGAGACCGCUCUCCUUCGCGGUUGGGCUGGUUCAGAAGGCAGUGAACAUGGUCACUGAUGAGUACAUGAGAUCGGCGAUCGACUACUUCGAAGCAACGAGAGCUAGGCCUUCUCUGACUUCUACUCUUCUGAUAACUACAUGGUCUAGGCUGUCCUUCCAUACCACAGACUUUGGGUGGGGGGAGCCAAUUCAGUCCGGGCCCGUGUCUCUUCCUGAGAAAGAGGUGACCUUGUUCUUGUCUCAUGGGAAGGAGAGGAAGAGCAUAAAUGUGCUUCUGGGGCUCCCAGGUCCAGCAAUGCUCAAAUUCCAAGAGCUGAUGGAGAUAUAGGAAUAGAGGGAGGAGAAACUGUUUGUCACUAUGGCGUCUAUUCUUUCUUACUGUUGCUUAUUGGGUCUCUUUGAAGCAGGAUUGUGUCUCGAAUUAACUGCUUCAGUAUAAGAGAAGCGGUAAUAGCUAUAUUGAAAAUUCGAGAUCUGAUCUUUAGAAAUUAAUGAUUAAUUUAAUGACUAAAUAAAAAAUAACUAAUAAAGUGUGCAUUUGGAUACCUGUAGUUAGGUGUAUGCGAAGUGAAA
Messenger RNA from Phoenix dactylifera (date palm), 1650 nucleotides. RefSeq names its product omega-hydroxypalmitate O-feruloyl transferase-like. Lineage: Eukaryota; Viridiplantae; Streptophyta; Magnoliopsida; Arecales; Arecaceae. Gene Ontology annotation, molecular function: acyltransferase activity, transferring groups other than amino-acyl groups. The record is from RefSeq and is a predicted model, not a curated record.